Equus caballus (horse) is the source of this 6744-nucleotide messenger RNA. RefSeq names its product TNF receptor associated factor 1 (gene TRAF1). Gene Ontology annotation, molecular function: zinc ion binding; tumor necrosis factor receptor binding. Gene Ontology annotation, cellular component: cytoplasmic side of plasma membrane. The record is from RefSeq and is a predicted model, not a curated record. Gene Ontology annotation, biological process: protein K63-linked ubiquitination; tumor necrosis factor-mediated signaling pathway; regulation of apoptotic process. NCBI's taxonomy places the organism in Eukaryota, Metazoa, Chordata, Mammalia, Perissodactyla, Equidae.
CCAUCCUGAGGGCGGCCCACGGAGUCUCCCAGGGGAGGUGGGGGAUGGUCCAGGUGCGCCCCGAAGGACAAGUGGAAGGCUGGGGAGAUGGGGGUACGCGGCGCAGAGACUCCGCGUGUGCAGAGCCCCCAGAGGGUGGAGCCACAAAGAUGGGACCGAUGGAGGUUCAGGGUGGAAGAGAAGGGGGUCAAGGAGACGAUAAGGAGCAGAGAAGGGGGCAGGGAACACGAGGGGAUGCGGAAAGGAAGGGAUUCCGUAAGGAGGGGCCAAGACUCCUGUCAGGUGCUGGCCAGAGGGCUGGCUGGAUAGAAACUGGGACGGGCCCAGGGCAUUUGGCCACCUCCACUUUGAGAACCUUGGGGAGAUUCCAGUGAGGAAGCAGACAGUCCUUUCUGGAAGUUCCUUUAAAGUGAGGAGAGUGUAGAUGCGGGAGAAGAAUUUGGGAUGAGGGUGAGGAGCCUUUUAAAGCAAGUGUGUGGUUAGAAGACAGGCUCUGGGUUCUGAAGUUCCCACCCUUACUCACUGCAGUCCUCACCACUGUGAAACCUUUGGCAAGUCACUUAACUUUGUGCCUCAGUUUCCUCCUCUGUGAAAUGAGGAUGAUGAUGACAAUACCUGCCUCACAGGGUUUGUGUGAAGGUUAGAUGAGAUGGCACCUGUAAAAGUACUUAACACAGCACUAAAAAGCAGUACCUGUUACUAUUCACUUUUAUGAUUAGAGCAGUUUGAGCGUAUUUGAUGCUGAUAAGAAGAGGCUGCUGGAGAGGGAGGCAUUGAAGACCGAGAGGAGAGAAAAGGGACUAGAGAGAAAGCGUUGGGAACUUGGUGGGGAGAUGAGUCUGGGGAGUCCAUCUGUGCCAAACCAAGGGAAGGAGGAGGAGUGGGAUGCAGGAAGUUUGCAGGUCUGGGGUAUGCGGUGAAGGGAAUGCCUCUCUGACAAUCUUUUCUCUGAAGUAGGCCUCAAUGUCACCUGCUGAGAGGGCCAGGCCAGGGCUGGCCCAGGUUGGGGUAGAGGUCUGGAUUCACGUUCCAGCCAGAGGGUGCCAUGCUGUCUUUCCCAGGAGCCCCGGAAGGUGUGCAGUUGAAUCUGCCUGGGGUCGGAGGACAUCUGACCUGCCUUGCCAACUCGGGAGGCUCAAGUAGAGCUGAUGGAUGUGAAAACACUCUGUAAGCAUAAUUUACCAUUUUAGCCCCUUUCCCUGAUUUUGAAGGGCCGAAGUCAUCGUCGGAAUCCAAUCUCGAAGCCUUUUGAGCACUUCUUGUGGGCCGUGCACCCUGCCCUGCUUUCACCCCUGAUAGUCAGGUGAAGUCGUUAUUAUCAUCAUCCCCAUUUACAGAUGCAGAAACUGAGGUUCAGAGAAGUUAAGGACCUUGUCUCGGGACCUGGAGUCCCACAGACCUGGUGCUAAUGCUGCUCCGCCACCCGGGGCUCUGUGACUUUGGCCUGGGCAUCUUGCUUCUCUGAGCCGAUACGUGGCUGCAGAAGAAUUCCCAGCAGGUUGCUCUAAGGAUUCAGAAGGAAAACGUCGUGCGGCGCACGGGAGACACGCCAGGAGCUGUAGUUCCACCACUGGGAUCUGCAUCCCACUUGGCUACUGAGACCAAUGCCCUGUGACCUGGUGUAUGUUUAGAGAUGGGGUAACCGAGCUCCCCUGUGAGGAAGUGACUUCUACGAGCGACACUGCACAGGGCAGAGUUAAAGCGCCUGGAACUUGUGUUUUGGGACCUGCCUCCAGGCCCCUGGGGAUUUCCACCAGAAAGAAUGACUGGACACUCCAGGGGCCUUCAGGCACCAUCCAGGGGAUUUUUUCACCACAAAGGGUAAUUCCUGCCCCAUCCCUGCUGUGACUCAGCGGUGACGUUGAACCACACAAACCAGAAAGAAGAAGAUAAAGUCUUCAGACUCCUGCUCACCAGAGAGGGUGGCCUGGGCCAGAACACACCUCUUCUCUCAGCACAAGUUCCACGAGGCUGGUGCCCUGCCCCAGAGGAGCUUAGACGGGCCCCCCGCCAGUCUGGGACGCCAGGAUGGCCUCUGGCUCAGCCAGCAGCCCCCGCCCGGCCCCCGAUGAGAACGAGUUUCCCUUUGGGUGCCCCCCCACCGUCUGCGAGGACCCAUCAGAGCCCAGGGCCCUCUGCUGUGCUGCCUGUCUCUCUGAGAACUCGAGAAGAGCCUGGAAAGGUGGAUCCUGUUAUUAUCCUAUUUCACAGAUGAGGACAGUGAGGCCUGAUGGAGCGAUCAGGAACGGCGAGGAUCGGGUCUGUCUCAAAUGCAGAGGGGACGACUCCCAGUCUGUGGGCCCAGGAAGCCUGGUGUCUCAGGAGAAGGACCUCCCGGAGGUGGCUGAGGCUGGAGUUGGGUGCCCCUUUGCAGGUGUCGGCUGCUCCUUCAAGGGGAGCCCAAAGUUCAUGCAGGAGCAUGAGGUCGCCUCCCAGGCCACCCACCUAAACCUGGUGUUGGGCUUCAUGAAACAGUGGAAGGCCCAGCUGGGCUCUGGCCUGGGGUCCGGGCCCAUGGCCCUGGAGCAGAAUCUGUCAGACCUGCAGCUGCAGGCGGCCGUGGAGGUGGCUGGAGACCUGGAGGUCGACUGUUACCGGGCACCCUGUUCCGAGAGCCAGGAGGAGCUGGCCCUGCAGCACUUCAUGAAGGAGAAGCUCCUGGCCGAGCUGGAGGGGAAGCUGCGUGUGUUUGAGAACAUCGUCGCUGUCCUCAACAAGGAGGUGGAGGCCUCCCACCUGGCCCUGGCCGCCUCCAUCCACCAGAGCCAGCUGGACCGUGAGCACAUCCUGAGCCUGGAACAGCGGGUGCUGGAGUUGCAGCAGACCCUGGCCCAGAAAGACCAGGCCCUGGGCAAGCUGGAGCAGAGCCUCCGCCUCAUGGAGGAGGCCUCCUUUGACGGUACCUUCCUGUGGAAGAUCACCAAUGUCACCAGGCGGUGCCAUGAGUCGGCCUGCGGCAGGACUGUCAGCCUCUUCUCCCCAGCUUUCUACACUGCCAAGUACGGCUACAAACUGUGCCUGCGGCUCUAUCUGAAUGGGGACGGGACGGGGAAGAGGACCCACCUCUCGCUCUUCAUCGUGAUCAUGAGAGGGGAGUAUGACGCUCUGCUGCCGUGGCCUUUCCGGAACAAGGUCACCUUCAUGCUCAUUGACCAGAAUAACCGGGAGCACGCCAUCGAUGCCUUCCGGCCCGACCUGAACUCAGCAUCCUUCCAGCGGCCCCAGAGUGAAACCAACGUGGCCAGCGGCUGCCCGCUCUUCUUCCCCCUCAGCAGGCUGCAGUCGCCCAAGCACGCCUACGUGAAGGACGACACCAUGUUCCUCAAGUGCAUCGUGGAGACAAGUGCUUAGGGUGGGCUGGGCUGGGUGAGCCACACCUGACUCCUGCGGGAGCCCCAGCUCCGACUGCGGCUUUAGCAAGAUGACUUAGGUCCUGCCCUUGACGCCCAAAAUCCCAGGGUGCAGUGAUGGGCAGGGGCUGGCUUGAUCUGAGCAGGACUAACAGAUGGACUGUGGCUGGCCAUCACCGUAGGGUGGCACGACCUUGGGCUGGGCCCACAAAGGCAAAGGGUCCAGGAGGAGGCGGUGGCAGAACUGUCCUCCUCUGCACUGACCACACUGCCCUGGAGGCCGGGGAGCCACUCCGGCCCUGAAUGUUGAGAUAGGCUUUGACCAAGAUGGGGAGGGAAUAGGGACCAGGCCCGGGGCACGGAUGGUGAGCUGGAGAGGCAGGACCUGAACCAAGAAGCUCUCAGGAUGGGACACUCUCUGCAGGGCUACCACGGAGCACUGGAAACAUGCUUGCUCUCUUCCUGCCCGAAGUCAGAACUGGGACCAGGAGGUGGAAGGGAGUGUACAAUGUGAAUUCAGUCUGUCCGUGCCUGGACUGAGUUCCCCAUCACUGGAGGCAAGCAAGCAAAGCCAGAGGGCUGCACUUGGGGGAAGGCAUCAAAUUGGGGGUUGGAUUUGAAGACCUUGAAGCUUCCUUCCACCCCAGAAAGUCUCUAGGUCUAAGCCUUCUGGCCCAGGUGAGGCCUAGGUCUGCAGAGGUUCUAGAAACAUUCAGGAGCCUCAUGCCCUCCAGCUUCCAGGUGGGCCUGGCUGGCCCACAUGGCACCUGCCACCCUGGGCCUGGCAGCUCAGCUUCCCUAACAUGCAGGGGCACACACAGGCCCUGCGUCCUGUACUACCACCAGCAAACACCCCUUCACCUCCUCCAGGUGAAACCAGGUCACUGAGCUCCCAAGAGCAUCCAGAAGGACCGCGGAGGAGAGGGGCAUAAGCUCUCCUCUCUCCCUGCCUGGGGGUCCCACUGUCAGCACUUUCCAGAAUCUCAUUUCACCUGGUUCCGCAAGGUACUCACUUCUCUAGUUGACUGAUCAGGGCCUCUGAGCCCCUGAGCACAGGUUGUCCUUUUAAAUAUGGAUAAAACCAAAGAAGGAAUGUUUUUCAUCUCGUGAAGUUUUCAUGCAGUGUAUGGUUGUGGGAGUCAGUCACUGAGCCAGUUGGAGAAGACCAUUGCUGACUUCCAGGUGGCACUGUCAGUUUCACAGUUACCAUCCCAAGCCGGUGUGCUGGCAGGAGCAUCCCCUCGGCCUCAGCCUUCCCCUUUCCAUCAUGGGGAUGCCCACCCCAGCCUGCCUCCCUUACUGGGCUCGUGAACCUCAAAGGAGAUGCCACACAGGAGAGGCUGGAGAGAGAAAGGCCCCGGGCACCGUGGCCACCCACCUCACCCGUCAUGGCCUGGCCGUGGCCCACGGUCGUCUUCUCUCCUUGGAGACCUCACACAACCACCUCCUGCAGAGACCCUCACCCAACUCUCCAGAGACCCUGAGAUUCCUGUUGCCGCUUGGGGCUCCAGGUCAGGACCUCGCUCCUCUGCCCACCAGCCUUCUCACAGCUCAUUCCUCCUCUACAUGCUGAGGCCACCAUCAACUUCACUCCUCACACCCUCAGGGUUUUCAUCUGUGAAAUGGGUCAGCAGCCCUGCCUGUCCUCCUGGCCCAGCAUUUGAGAGGAUUGUCCUCACGAAGGAGGUGAGGGAGCAGCUCAGCACAGUGGGCUCAACACAUCAGAAAACCAGACCCAGCCUGGGUCCAAGCCCGGCAUCCCGUCGUGCCUCAGCUUCAUUUGAAAACGGGGGGUGGGGGGGGCGCAUCCUCCCAGCCCUUCCCAGCUCACAGGGUUUUCACGAGGCCAGAAUACGAGAAUGGCGCGUUAGUGCUGUGUCUGCGCGACGGCAUCGUGCCGUUGGUGACAGGCUACAAGCACGUCAGGGCUGCUUUUUCUUGUCCCCACCGUCGACAGCCUGUCAGUAUUGGAGACUGACUUGCUUCCCCUCGACCCGUGUAAAUAACAAGGGAAGGUCUGGCCUAGCGAGUGAUGGGGACCUCGCCUCAGGGCUGGUGUCCUGACAAAUAGCAUCUUCAUCCCUACUCAGUGAGUGCUGAGCUGACAAGGCAUUUGUAGGACAAGCUACUGCUGGGGACAGCUAUUCCUCUGUACCUUUGAUUGCUUAUUUCUCAUGGGAAGAGACCUCUCUUUGAACAGUGUGAGUCACAGCCAUUCUUUCAGCAAAGCUCUAUUGAGACCCUAGGGAGGGAAAGGUAACGUGAGCCCCCCACCCUUGAGAAACUCUUAGUUCAGCAGAGGAAGUAGAUACGGAAGUAGGUCAUUGAAACUGAUAAGAGAAGCUCAGAGAAAGCACAGGAUCCCAGAUCCACUGGGUGAAGCAGGGAAGGCUUCGCGGAAGAGGUGGCAUUUACACUCAGCCUUAAAAUAUUGUGAGAUGCUGAGGAUAGGGGUGUAGGGGAGAGUAAAGACGGAGAUGAGAAGCAGGUAGGGUCUGUGAGGCAGAACCCUGGGGGAGAGGCAGAAAGGUAGGAUGGGCAUCGAAGGCAGUCCCAACUGCCAGAAAGUAGGAGCACUGGGUGGGGGAGGUCCCAAAUCACCUGCGUGACCCUCUGGGCUGUCAACAGCAGGGAUGAUUUCAAACAGUAGUUUAUCUUCCAAAGAAGCCCUGUGUUAAGUGCACAAAACAUCUGACAUCUCGCCUCUUACAGGUGAUUCAGGGGAGGGAGGCAAGAGGCAGGCAAAGCCACGUUUCACUGGCUCCUCCCCACCCCCCACCGUUUCAUCCCCUCUUAGAGAUUGGGAAGCUGAGACCGGAGAGGCCAGGGGCCUUGUCCACGUGGGAGCGGGGGAGGCAGCUGGAAUCAGGGGCCAGGUCUUUCGCUUCUAGUUACUUUCCUUCCUCUUCAGGCUUCCUUUGGCUGAAGUCUGUGUCUUCAGCUUCAGUGAGGUCACACCUUCCUGGGAGGCCUUGGGAGGCAAUGGGUCCCUCUGCUCCCAGCCAGAGGGCCAGCCCUGCGGGACUACCCAUGUUAACCCAGCGGUGCCCGGGAGGAGAGGGUGGGCACAGUCAGCACCCACACGUUGGCUGUCACCGGCAGCUCACGGGCCACCUCACUGGUGUCCACAGGUGACCCUCGGACAACCCUGAGCAGUAGGGACAACUAUUAUGUAUGCCUUUAUUGUUGCUUUCGGAUUGUAAGAGAUAUAUACUUAUUGUAGAAAAACCAGAAAACUAUAAAAGUAAUAUACAGAAGGAAGUAAAAAUCACCCAUGAGCUCAGUGUGCAGAAAGUACUACGAGAAACAUUUUAGUAAAUUUUGUCUUUUCGAAACAGUGGAUACAAACACACACAUAGACUUUUAAAAUGCAAUUAAAAUCAUACUCAUUACA